Messenger RNA from Epithele typhae, 636 nucleotides. RefSeq lists its product as uncharacterized. The record is from RefSeq and is a predicted model, not a curated record. The coding region runs from base 1 to 636 and encodes 211 amino acids. Gene Ontology annotation, cellular component: cytoplasm. Lineage: Eukaryota; Fungi; Basidiomycota; Agaricomycetes; Polyporales; Epitheliaceae. The transcript has 6 exons.
AUGCCAUCGCCUCGUAUCAUCCUCUACAACGUCCAGGGCUCCCACUUUGGCCAGCGGGUGUGGCUCGCGCUCGAGCAAGCCAAGGCCAACUACACGUUCCACGAUUUCCAGUUUACCAACCCCCGCCCGGAGUGGUACUUGCGCCACAUCAACCCCAGCGGCGCCAUUCCAGCCAUUGCCUUCGACGUGCCCGAAAACUUCUCUCCAACCGACCCCCCACCGGGCACAGUCGGCGUGAACGAGUCCCUCGCCAUCCUCGAGUUCCUCGCCGAGGCCCUUCCCGACGCCAACCUCCUCCCGACCGACCUCGCCGCGCGCGCCGCGUGCGCGCCUUCAUUUUCCGCUUCGAGUUCGCCUUCGCCAAGGCCUUCCGACGAGCUGACCGGGACCGCGCGGCGGUACCCGGACGAGCCCACGGGCCGCGACGGCGGGUUCGUGUUCGGGCAGUGCGCGAUAUCGGAAGUACCCGCGGGGGAGGGGCGCAAGGCGUGGGAGGCGUACACCCACGAGGAGAGGUUCGCGCGGCUGCGCACGUACGUCGCGGACGUGUUCGCGCACCCGAUCUUCAAGGCGACGUGGGACCUGGACGCGGUGCUGGCCACGUGGACCAACUACGAUGCUGUCAAGCGUGCCUGA